Gossypium arboreum is the source of this 2109-nucleotide messenger RNA. Its product is annotated as phosphoinositide phospholipase C 2-like. The record is from RefSeq and is a predicted model, not a curated record. The transcript is spliced from 9 exons. The coding region runs from base 245 to 1957 and encodes 570 amino acids. Gene Ontology annotation, biological process: lipid metabolic process; phosphatidylinositol-mediated signaling. Lineage: Eukaryota; Viridiplantae; Streptophyta; Magnoliopsida; Malvales; Malvaceae. Gene Ontology annotation, molecular function: phosphatidylinositol-4,5-bisphosphate phospholipase C activity.
UAGCAGCACAAUGCUUUACACCAUAUAAUAUUAAAAACCUCAUAAAUUUGACCAAGCAAUGAGGAGGCAAUAAUAUUAAAAUCUCAAGUUCACCAUCCACAAUACCUGGAUUUUGAUACACCAGUGGUAUAAAUAAUAUGAGCCACUUUCAAACUUGAAUCACUUUGCCUUUUAUUAUAUGAGAAAGAUAAAAGAAACAUCACCAGAAGUUGAGAUUUUGAUCUUUUCUUAGGUGAAAACCAGGAUGCCGAAACAGAGUUUCAAAGUGUGCUUGUGUUGGAGGAGAGUGUUCAAGACAAGGGUGGUUGAACCACCUCUUGAUAUCAAGAAUGCCUUUUACAGUUUCUCGCCAAGCGGAAUGAUGACUGUGGAUGACCUGCUGAGGUUUCUGAUUGAUCAUCAAGGUCAAAAGAAUGCAACAAAGGAGGAUGCUCAAGCCAUUUUUGAUAGUCUCAAGCAUCUCAAUAUCUUCCAGAGGAGGGGGCUACACUUAGAAGCCUUCUUUAGAUAUCUCCUUGGUGACCUUAACCUUGCUCACCCUCCUUCAAAGGUGCACCAUGACAUGAAUGCUCCACUGUCACAUUAUUUCUUAUUCACGGGCCAUAACUCAUACUUGACUGGGAAUCAAUUCAGCAGUGCCAGCAGUGUUGAACCGAUUAAAGAUGCUCUGCUUAGAGGUGUUAGAGUAAUUGAACUGGAUCUAUGGCCAAAUUCCAGUGGGAAUGAUGUCAAUGUUUGUCAUGGAAGGACUCUGACUUCUUCUGUAGGCCUUCAAAAAUGUUUGGAAGCAAUUAAGGAGAAUGCAUUUAAAGCUUCAGAAUAUCCUGUUAUAAUCACUUUUGAAGACCACUUGAAUCCCAAUCUUCAGGAAAAAGUGGCUAAGAUGGUUACAGAAACUUUUGGGGACAUGCUUUACACUAGCGAAACAGAAAAUUUAGAGCAAUUUCUUUCACCAGAAUCAUUGAAGAAAAGGGUUUUGAUUUCAACGAAACCUCCAAAAGAGUACCUCGAAGGAAACACCCAAGGGGAAGAAAUUUCAGAAAAUGAAGGUGGAACGGUGGCAAAUGAAUGUCAAAGCAGUAGCCAGUGGAAUCCACCAGAAGAAGGAGAACAUGUUCCGGAAGAAGACGAGGGGAAAGUUGUGCCUGAAUACAGGCAACUAAUUGCUAUAAAUGCAAGGAAGCUGAAAGGUGGAUUAGAGAAUUGGCUGAGUGAUGAUCCUAAGAAAGUCAGUCGGAUUAGCUUGAGCGAGCAAAAACUUGAAAGCGUUGCUAAAACAUAUGGAACAAAAACUGUCAUGUUUACUCAACGAAAUUUGCUGAGGGUGUAUCCUAAGCGCACACGCCUUGACUCUUCUAAUUACAAUCCUUUUGUUGGAUGGAUGCAUGGAGCUCAAAUGGUUGCAUUUAAUAUGCAGGGACAUGGAAAGCGUCUAUGGAUAAUGCAAGGAAUGUUUAGAGCCAAUGGUGGAUGCGGCUACGUGAAAAAACCUGACUUUUUAUUGCACAGGGGACCGAAUGAUGAGGUUUUUGACCCUAAUUUACCGUGGGAUGUCAAGACCAUUAUGACGGUAAAAGUAUACCUGGGGGAAGGUUGGCAUCAGGAUUUCCACCACACAGCAUUCGAUCGCUAUUCCCCGCCAGACUUCUAUACGAGAAUUGGAGUUGCUGGUGUUCCAGCAGAUAAGGAUGUAAAGCAAACAGCAACCGUAGAAGAUGAAUGGUUACCUGUAUGGGAUGAGGAGUUCAAAAUCCAAUUAAGAGCUCCUGAAUUAGCUGUGCUUCGGAUUAAAAUCCUGGACUAUAACACUACAGGGAGGCAUUAUUUCGGAGGCCAAGUAUGCUUGCCGGUAUCAGAGUUGAGAACGGGAAUUAGGGCAGUUCCAUUACAUGACAAAAAAGGAAAUAAGUACAAGCAUGCAAGGCUUCUAUUGAGCGUCAAAUUUGAGGCUCCGUAAUGAUAGCUGACAACUGCGAUUUGUUUAAUGUUGUAUUGAAAAUACCAACACCGUAUGCAUAAUGAACAGUGUUGAUGGACAUUUCACAGUUUAUAUUAUAUUCUUGAUACAAAUUGGUAAAGAAAUCUUACAAGGUCUCUGCAUUAUAAAAA